This is a messenger RNA of Linnemannia hyalina, 1743 nucleotides long. NCBI's taxonomy places the organism in Eukaryota, Fungi, Mortierellomycota, Mortierellomycetes, Mortierellales, Mortierellaceae. The record is from the annotation of a GenBank genome assembly.
AUGACUGUCAGCGAAAUCAACAACAUCCAGCAGAUCUCGAAAUCGUCGUACCUCAACCAGAGUACUGCUACCCCCGCCGAGCUUCGCAAUAUCCUUCGUCUCCAUGGAUUGAGCCCUGCCAAGGUUGAGUCCUUCGACACCCAGAAAAAGCGUGCCCUCGCCCAGCUCAGGAGCAAGAGUUCCGACAUUGAAAAGUACGUCUUCCUCGCCUGGCUCAGGAAUACCAACGUCCGUCUCUUCUACGGACUCAUCGGCGACCAGCUCGAGGAAACUCUCCCCUUGAUCUACACCCCCACCGUUGGCACUGCUUGCCAAAACUACUCCAGCAUCUACCCUUUCCUCGCCCCUCCCGGCCAGCCCGACGGUCUCUUCCUCUCCAUCAACGACCUCCCCAACCUCACCCAAAUCAUCCAGAACUACAGACCCUACCCCCAGAACCCUGAGCUCACUCCCCAGAUUGCCGUCAUCACCGACGGCUCUCGCAUUCUCGGAUUGGGUGAUCUCGGUGUCGGCGGCAUGGGUAUCCCCGUCGGAAAGCUCCAGCUCUACGUCGCUGGUGCCGGUAUCGAUCCCCGCCGCACCAUUCCCAUCACCCUCGACCUCGGCACUAACAACGAGGACAAGCUUAAGGACGAGUUCUACCUCGGAUUGCGCCAGAAGCGUGUUGGCGACGACCAGUUUUUCCCCUUUGUUGAUGCCGUCAUCCAGUCCUUGACUUCUCUUUACCCCAAGUUGUUGAUCCAGUUUGAGGACUUCUCUUCCGAGCACGCUUUCCAGCUCCUCGAAAAGUACCAGCCCACCAACUUCUGCUUCAAUGACGAUAUUCAGGGAACUGGCGCUGUCAUCUUGGCUGGAUUCAUGAACGCUAUCAACCUUGCCGGAAUCCCCGCCAAGGACCACAAGAUUCUCUUCUUUGGAGCUGGAUCCGCUGCUGUCGGUGUUGCCAAGCAGUUGGCUGCCUACUUCGUCAACGACCACGGGAUGAGCGAGGACGAGGCCCGCGAGAUGGUCUGGUUGGUCGACUCCAAGGGUCUUGUCACCCUCGACCGUGGCGAUCGCUUGGCCGAACACAAGUUGUACUUUGCCCGCAAGGACAACUCUGGCUCCCAGUACCCCGACAUUGCCUCCGUCAUUGAGCACGUCCGCCCCACUGCCUUGUUCGGUCUCUCCUCCCAGUCUGGUGCCUUCUCUGAGCAGGUCUUGAAGUCUAUGGCCGGCUUGAAUGAGCGCCCUAUUGUCUUCCCCCUGUCCAACCCCGCCUACCAGGCCGAGUGCACGUUCGAGCAGGCCAUGACCCACACCAAGGGCAAGGUCAUUUUUGCCUCUGGAACAGCCUUCCCUAAGUACACCGACCCCAACACUGGUCUCAUGAGUGCUCCUGGUCAGGGCAACAACAUGUACAUCUUCCCCGGUCUUGGUUUGGGAGGCAUCCUCGCCCAGCCCGACACCAUCAGCGACCGCUUGAUCUACUCGGCUGCUCGUGCCUGCGCCAAUGCCUUGACUGUCGAAGAGCGUUCGCAGGGACUCCUUUACCCCGUCUUGCCUCGCAUUCGCCAGGUCUCUGCUGAGGUUGCUGCUGCUGUCGUUACCGAGUCUGUAGCCGAGGGUUCAUGCAGGAAUGAAGAGACUAUCAAGUUGGUCAACGCCCAUGACAGGAGUGCCUUGUUGAAGUUUGUCAACAGCAACAUGUGGACCACCGACGAGGUCGAGGAGGAGAUCACCACCUUUGCCCCUCACCUGUAA